UGAUCUUCCCACAAUGAAAGCUAUACUGUGUCUCGUAUUUCUCGGUUCAGCCCUUGCAGCGACCAGGUUGAGGAGGCAGGUGUACAACCAGGAUCCCAAGCAGGCGCCUAUUGUGGCUUACCAGAAUGAUGUCAGCUUCGAUGGAAACUACGUAUACAACUACCAAACUGGCAACGGAAUCUCAGCUCAAUCAGAAGGCUCACUGAAGAACCGAGGACAGAAGGAUCUUGAAGCACAAACCGCUCGAGGUAGCUACUCUUACACAGCUCCUGAUGGCCAGGUCUUCACUGUCAACUGGUACGCAGACGAGACCGGCUACCACGCAGAAGGUGCGCACUUGCCAACCCCUCCACCUGCGGCUGCUAGCAGCUUCAGGGGAUGAUAGCCGACACUUUGUUGUAAUAUUUAUUUAAAUAUAGUAUAAUUUUGUUAAC
This is a messenger RNA of Nezara viridula (southern green stink bug), 434 nucleotides long. NCBI's taxonomy places the organism in Eukaryota, Metazoa, Arthropoda, Insecta, Hemiptera, Pentatomidae. The record is from the annotation of a GenBank genome assembly.